AUGGCUUCACUGAGUCCAUGUUCAUUCUGCUCUAAAUGCGGAUUUUGUUUAGAAAACGAGUUCAAGUUUUGUCCCAAAUGUGGUGUAAAAGUAAGAACAUAUCCUAGUGGCCGUUGUGAAACAACUACGACACCGUUUUCUCUUCCCAACUUUCAUACAUUCAAGUCUCAAAAAGAGUCAGAGCGAAAGACAUUCUUUGCUCGUAAACCGCAUGCCGGACACAAGAAGAGAAAAGUCGACGAUGAAAUGGUAACGAUCAACGUGGGAGUAAUGAAGGAGAAGGGUGUGAUCAAACGAGGAGAAACCUUGCCCUUGAAGGUUCCAUCAACAGCAUCUGCCGAAGACAUUCGCCUCGCUGCAGUAAAGAAACAUACUCUGUUCAACAGCAGGUUUAUUCAUUCACAAUCUGAGUACAUUCUGGCCUUCAAGGACGGCAGUGAAGUUAAACACAUCCCUGGCGUAGGUCCUGAGGAACCCUUUACUUUGAGGAGGUAUAAGGAAGAGUCUGGAUUUGGAUAUGCACGAAUAACUCUGUAUCUCUUACCUGAAGGAGAUAUAUUUGAAGAUCUUCGACGAUAUGUUGAUGAAGAGGACGAUUUGUUGUGUGAUGGUGCCUCCAAAGAUUCCAGUGAUGAUGAAGAUUUCAUUAAGCCUGCAUUAAAACCGUCAUUGUACCCUGUUCCACUAAAAAGGCAGAGUUUUAGUUCAGGAAGGGGAAAAAGCACUGCAGCAGCCCCGUCAACAUCUUCAGUUGGGGACGAUUGCUUUCUGGUCAACUGCCCUACCUGCUGGGGCACGUUUCCCAUCAGUGCAAUUGAGGAGCAUGCAGAUAGGUGUGCUCAGUCUGUAGAAGAACUUCCAGAUCCACACCCACUUAAUUCGUCAUGUUCCAGGUCAACAGGUUUGUGGUGCUUGUAUGAUAAGUUAUAUUGCAUUUUUGGCACAAUGUAGAUGCACGAUUUAGCUGUAGAUGAACUUGUUUUCUCGAUCUAGUAAGUUUUAAUUUAUGUGGGAGUUCAAGUUUUCAAUGUGAUUAAGUAAUAUAUGCAGAUCAAAGUUUAUAUGCAAGUAUAUGCUUAGAAAUUAUUGGCAAGCUAAAAGAUAAAUUGUUCUAUGAUCAUAAGGAGUGUGGUUGUUGUUAAAGCAGUGUAAAUGUUCAAAAAUUGCCUAUGUGGUUAAUUAGACAGUGAGUAAGCAUAAGGCUGUAGCUUGCUUAACUUCUAAUGACCCAGUCCUGCUUGAGGAAAAAAGUAUUGUCUAUGUACUUUCAAACUACCACCUUUUGCAUUUGGAGGGGGAGGGGCAGGUAAACAGAUUUUUCUAAGAUAUUGUAUCUCUCUUUUCAUUUUGUGCUUUAAGCUGUUGUGCAAGAGAAAGGAAUGCUGAAAGACCAAAUCGGUGGUUUCUUGGUGUUGCGGACACCAAUGACGUAAUACAAAAGAUUGAAAAGACGCUGAACAAUACCCACACCACAACACAAAAGCUAACAAACAAUAGUUUCCGCAACACCAAGAAACACCCACCAAAUCUGUAAUCUCGCAGCAAAUGUACAGCAAGAGGAAAUAAGGGUCACUGUCCGAAGAAAUCACCUGUGGUCAGAUUUUAGCAGAGCUCGCAGUGAUUACUACUCUCCCUUGAACACCAUCAAAAUUACUUUUAGUGGCGAACCAGCAAUUGAUGAUGGUGGACCAAAGCGUGAGUUCUUUUCAGGUGGGCAAGUUCAAUUUCUAGGGAUU
Porites lobata is the source of this 1736-nucleotide messenger RNA. NCBI's taxonomy places the organism in Eukaryota, Metazoa, Cnidaria, Anthozoa, Scleractinia, Poritidae. The record is from the annotation of a GenBank genome assembly.